GCCUGCUGAGCGUGGAGAACUGAGGCCCGGGCGUCCCGAGUAGAGACGGGGACUUAGUAGAUAAACUUAUAGACCAAAGAGCUGUGGCAGGCUGAUGGGUCUUGGCCUUCUAGAGGCUUGUGUGCUGGUGUCCUAGUGACUAAACGCUUGGCAGCCCCCAAGGUGGAUCCUUUCUCCACUCUAAAGUAGAGGCUUUGACUUGGAUAAACAGGUGGUGAGCUCAGACAGGUGAAGGUAAGUGCCUGUAGCAGGGUGGAGACUUCUCCCUUCCAGCGUGGGUUCCUUUUCUUCACUGCCUGCUGUUCCUCUCCCCUCUGCUUCCUACCCUCUGGUUCAUUUUAAGACUGACUGUAAACAGAGAAUUGAAGCGAAUAUUACUUAAAACCUGGAGGAAGCUGAACUGGAUCCAUGUUUACUCAACUGUGAAUCAAGUCUAAGGGCUUAAACAUGUCCUUGCAAACCACUUAGGUCUGAAACUAUAUUUUCUGAAAGGUGGUUGAGUCUCUGAAUCUUAAAAUGAGGGUUCCGAGAGUUCACGUGUGUCGAAUGGACUUCUAGUUCACGUCCACACAUGGGCGCUCUCACUGCCCCGAGCUUGCGGUGUGCUGCUCAGACCCGGCCCGGGGCCUCCAGCCGCCCUCCAUCCUCCACUGCCUGCCCGGCCUCUGUUUCUGCCUGCCCUGUGCUCUGGGGGCCCGUUUGCUCAGAGCUUUGCCCCCAUCUUUGUCAUACACAGAUGGCUUUGCUCGGGUAGGACCCUGACCUCCUCAAUGCGCUGCAUGUCCUCCUAGAUCGUACAGUGGCGCCAGAGAAAGCCGUGCCCUAAACUAAAACUUUCUUUCCCCCGUGAUCUCUUAGUGGUGCUUGGGAGCUGUGCUGUGGUGUUGCAGUUUCUUGCACAUGCCCCCUCAGUCACCAAGUCUUGCUAAUUCCCUUGCAUCAUCUUCCUGUCCUGUUCUGUGACCUGCCUCUUUCACCUGAGUUAUCGCAGGUGUUUCUUAACGCCUGUCCUGCCUCCACUCCUGCAGUGUAAACCUGUCCUUCUUCCACUGGCGGUGAUCUUUCUGUCGUGUCUGAUCAUGGUCUUCCCUGCUGACUGCCUCCUACUCAGCCUCUCUUUCAGAAGACACUGUAUAUUAUUUGGGGGUAAAAUACAAAGGCGUAGCAUCUGUGCAACACCGUCGAUGGUCUGAUCUGUGUUCUUCUGCCAGCAUGUUGAAGGCCUCCCUCCGCACAAUGACUUUGUUUCUGCGUGGCUGACGCCUUUAAGUUCCUCGAGACUCGGCUCCUGUAGCGCCUCUUGCAGAACUUCUCCGUUUAUCAGAACUGCCUGUCCCCGAGCCUUUCUGUUGAGACACUGUUAUUCAGCUUCUGAAAGCCGGGAAAGCGAAGGAAGUGUCCUACAACGCGCUCGCCUCGCACAUCAUCUCGGAGGACGGGGACAAUCCGGAGGUGGGAGAGGCCCGCGAAGUCUUUGAUUUGCCUGUCAUCAAGGUGUCGCCUGAGGACAGAAGCGCUCUGUGGGCGAUGCUUACCUUCCACGGGGGCGGCUGCCAGCUGAACCUCAACAAGAAGUGCACGCACCUGGUUGUUCCCGAGCCAAAGGGGGAGAAGUACGAGUGUGCUUUGAAGAGAGGCAGCAUUAAGGUCGUGACCCCCGACUGGGUCCUGGAUUGCAUCUCUGAGAAGACCAGGAAGGACGAAGCCCUUUAUCACCCCCGCCUCGUCGUCUACGAGGAGGAAGGGGAGGAGGGGGAGGAGGAGGGGGCGGGCGAUGAGGAGCCGGACUCCCCGCGCGAGGGCAGCACGGACGGGAAGUCCAGCCCGGCCAGCUCUCAGGAGGGCUCCCCCUCCGGCGAGCCGCCGUUCUCACCCAAGUCACGCGCUGAGAAGUCCAAAGGGGAGCUGAUGUUCGACGACUCCUCAGACUCCUCGCCCGAGAAGCAAGAGAGGAACUUAAAUUGGACGCCCGCGGAGGUCCCCCAGCUGGCGGCGGCAAAGCGCCGGCUGCCCCCUGGCAAGGAGCCCGGGCUGAUUAACCUGUGUGCCAACGUGCCACCCGUCCCCGGGGGCAUCCUGCCGCCCGAGGUCCGCGGGAGCUUGCUGGCGCCGGGACAGAGCCUGCAGGGCCCCGAGAGGCCCGAGGUGAUGGCCGCCUGGAGUCCGGCCGUGCGGACGCUGAGGAACAUCACGAACAACGCCGACAUCCAGCAGAUCAGCCGCCCCUCCAACGUGGCGCACAUUCUGCAGUCCCUCUCGGCGCCGACGAAGACGCUGGAGCAGCAGGUGAACCACGGCCAGCAGGGCCCUCCGGGCGCGGUGCUCCUCGGCCAGGUGAAGGUGGCCCCGGAGCCGGCCGCGGCACCACACCCCCUGCUGCACCUGCAGCCCCAGCAGCUCCUGCAGCUCCAGCAGCCGCCCUACCCCCCGCCUCCGCCGCACCCCUUCCCGCCGCCGCAGGCCCCGCCGCACCCCUUCCCCCAGCCGCCCCUGCCGCGGCCGCAGCUCGCCCACCUGCAGCAGCAGCACCUCCAGCACCUGCAGCGCCUGCAGCAGAUGCAGCAGAUGCAGCCGGCGCCGACAGCACAGCCGCCUGGCCCGCCCGCCCAGGCCCUGCAGCCCCCGCCGCCCCAGGCGCAGCCCCCGCUGUUCGGACACGACCCGGCGGUGGAGAUCCCAGAAGAAGGCUUCUUACUGGGAUGUGUGUUUGCAAUUGCGGAUUAUCCAGAGCAGAUGUCUGACAAGCAGCUGCUGGCCACCUGGAAAAGGAUCAUCCAGGCGCACGGAGGAGCCGUGGACCCCACGUUCUCGAGCCGCUGCACCCACCUGCUCUGCGAGAGUCAGGUCAGCGGGCUGUUCGCACAGGCGAUAAAGGAGAGGAAGAGGUGCGUCACGGCGCACUGGCUGAACACGGUCCUGAAGAAGAAGCAGCUGGUGCCGCCCCAUCGGGCCCUGCACUUCCCCGUGGCCUUCCCCCCGGGGGGCAAGCCGUGCUCCCAGCACAUUAUCUCUGUGACGGGGUUCGUUGACAACGACAGGGACGACCUGAAGCUGAUGGCGUACCUGGCAGGUGCCAAGUACACGGGCUACCUGUGCCGGAGCAACACGGUGCUCAUCUGCAGAGAACCGACCGGUUUAAAGUACGAGAAAGCCAAAGAGUGGCGGAUCCCGUGUGUGAACGCCCAGUGGCUGGGGGACAUCCUGCUGGGGAACUUUGAGGCCCUGCGGCAGACGCAGUGCGGCCGCUACACCGCCUUCGGCCUGCAGGACCCCUUCGCCCCGACCCCGCAGCUGGUGCUGAACCUUCUGGAUGCUUGGAGAGUUCCGUUGAAAGUGUCAGCAGAGUUGUUGAUGGGUGUAAGACUACCUCCCAAACCGAAGCAGAAUGAAGUAACUAAUAUCCAGCCUUCUUCCAAAAGAGCCAGAAUUGAAGAUAUUCCACCUCCCACCAAGAAGUUAACACCGGAACUGACCCCUUUUGUGCUUUUCACUGGAUUUGAGCCUGUUCAAGUUCAACAGUACAUAAAGAAGCUCUACAUCCUGGGCGGGGAGGUGGCCGAGUCCGCACAGAAGUGCACCCACCUCAUCGCCAGCAAGGUGACGCGGACGGUCAAGUUCCUGACGGCCAUCUCCGUGGUGAAGCACAUCGUCACCCCCGAGUGGCUGGAGGAGUGCUUCAAGUGCCAGAAGUUCAUCGACGAGCAGAACUACCUUCUCCGAGACGCGGAGGCUGAGGUGCUUUUCUCCUUCAGUCUGGAGGAGUCCUUGAGGAGGGCCCACGCUGCUCCGCUCUUCAAGGCGAAAUACUUUUACAUCACUCCUGGGAUCUGCCCGAGCCUGUCAACCAUGAAAGCAAUUGUGGAGUGUGCGGGAGGCAAAGUGUUGUCUAAACAGCCGUCUUUCCGGAAACUCAUGGAACAUAAGCAGAAUAAGAGUUUGUCAGAAAUAAUUUUAAUAUCCUGUGAAAAUGACCUUCACUUGUGUCGAGAAUAUUUUGCCAGAGGAAUAGAUGUUCACAACGCGGAGUUUGUUCUCACUGGAGUGCUCACUCAGACACUGGACUACGAGUCGUAUAAAUUCAACUGACGCCCGCGCUGCUGCCAGGACCACGGCCUGCCCCCGGCCCGUGCCCGCAGACGCCCUUGUUUUCCAGCUGCUUUCUUCAGGACAAGCGUUUUUAAAGCAGGAAGACAAAUAUAUUAAAUAUGUUGCAUCUUAUUUAAGAUGGGUAAUUUUAUUCUGAGGAAACAUAAAUUAUGUUUUGUAUUAUACAACUUUUAAGAGCCCACAUUAGGUUUUAUGAUUCAUUUGCCGGAUUUUUAAAUGUUUUCACAACACUGUUAAUGGAACUUUAGCUGCAAAUAGAAAUGAUGUAAAUAAAGACCUUGCUAUCUCUAAAUUAUGGAUCUUAAAGAUUUGAAAUGUUUUGUACUUUUAUUUUUAUUUCAUAUACUCUUUUCUUUUAUAUUGAAAUCUUGCCCACAUUUUAAAUAAAUGUACUUUUGAACUUUGCUUAGAA
Molecule: messenger RNA, 4519 nt
Organism: Dama dama (fallow deer)
Lineage: Eukaryota; Metazoa; Chordata; Mammalia; Artiodactyla; Cervidae
Gene: PAXIP1
Product: PAX interacting protein 1
Exons: 19
Coding region: 1528-4086 (852 amino acids)
Biological process (GO): positive regulation of transcription initiation by RNA polymerase II
Cellular component (GO): nucleus
Source: RefSeq, a predicted model, not a curated record